Messenger RNA from Pedinophyceae sp. YPF-701, 639 nucleotides. Lineage: Eukaryota; Viridiplantae; Chlorophyta; Pedinophyceae. The record is from the annotation of a GenBank genome assembly.
AUGGGAUCGAGCGGCCCGGCGUCCGGCCAUAAGGACGGCGUGGAGGUCGAGGUCAAGCUGCGGCUGCCUGACGCGGAGGCGCACGGCAAGGUGCUGUCGCUGCUGUCCGGGUCGCUGGGGGAGCGGCACGAGCAGGAGAACUACUUUUUCGACGGCACGGAGGGCGAGCUCGAGCAGACGCUGUCCGUGCUGCGCGUGCGCUUCUACGACGUGGACAAGAAGGCCACCGUGACUCUGAAAGGGAAAGCAGUGAUGGAGGACGGCGUUGGCCGCGCGAAAGAGAUGGAGGCGUCGCUGGACCCGGCCAAGGGCCGCGAGGCGCUGAAGAACCCCGACGUGCUGCUCGGGCUCGACUGUCCCGUGAUGGCGUUCGUGCGGAAGAAGUUCGGGGAGGGCGUGAAGCUGCGGUGCUUGGGCGGGUUUGACAACUUCCGGCAGGAGGCGCAUUGGGAGGGGCAGGUGCUGGAGGUGGACGAGACGAAGUUCGAGUGGGGCACGCUGUACGAGAUCGAGGCCGAGACCGCGGAGCCCGAGGCGCUCAAGGGCCGCCUGGAGGCGUGGCUGCAGGGCGCAGACGUCCCGUACGCCUACAGCACCACCACGAAGUUCGCCAACUUCCGCAACCGCACGCUCGAGUGA